Molecule: messenger RNA, 2966 nt
Organism: Aspergillus homomorphus CBS 101889
Lineage: Eukaryota; Fungi; Ascomycota; Eurotiomycetes; Eurotiales; Aspergillaceae
Product: beta-glucosidase
Exons: 7
Coding region: 263-2845 (860 amino acids)
Biological process (GO): glucan catabolic process
Molecular function (GO): beta-glucosidase activity
Source: RefSeq, a predicted model, not a curated record
CAUUUUCCUUGGGUGGGCAGCUCCACAGAAGCCAAGAGAUUCUGCUCAAUGGUAUUCACUGUCGCUGGUUGCUCCUCAUAGCUGUGGCGCCCCCCCCCGUUGCUGGGGUUAUUAAUAUCUCCUCCCUUCCCCCCUUCUCAUCGAUCUUGUUUGUCUUGCCACCCUUGUAUUACCUCGACAUCUUUGUCAACUCCUCGAGAACACAAGCUGUCUGGCUGGCUAGUUCGUCUCUUCUUCUUCCUUUAGCUACCUCCACGCCAUCAUGAGGCUCGGUUGGCUUGAGGUGGCCGCAUUGACGGCUGCUUCGGUCGUCAGCGCUGAUGAAUUGGCCUUUUCUCCUCCUUUCUAUCCCUCCCCUUGGGCCAAUGGUCAGGGUGAGUGGGCGGAAGCAUACAAGCGUGCAGUGGACAUUGUCUCUCAAAUGACUUUGGCUGAGAAGGUCAACUUGACCACCGGAACUGGAUGGGAGCUGGAGAAAUGUGUAGGUCAAACUGGUGGUGUCCCAAGACUUAAUAUCGGUGGCAUGUGUCUUCAAGACAGUCCCCUGGGAAUCCGUUUCUCGGACUACAACUCGGCCUUCCCUGCUGGUGUCAAUGUUGCUGCGUCUUGGGACAAGAACCUUGCCUACCUCCGUGGCCAGGCCAUGGGUCAGGAGUUCAGCGACAAGGGUAUUGAUAUCCAGUUGGGACCGGCGGCAGGUCCCCUCGGUAGAAGUCCCGAUGGAGGUCGUAACUGGGAGGGCUUCUCCCCAGACCCUGCUCUCACUGGUGUGCUCUUUGCCGAGACUAUCAAGGGGAUUCAGGACGCUGGUGUCGUGGCCACCGCCAAGCAUUAUAUUCUCAACGAGCAAGAGCAUUUCCGGCAAGUUGGAGAGGCUGCGGGCUAUGGGUUCAACAUUAGCGACACUGUCAGUGCAAACAUCGAUGACAAGACCAUCCAUGAAAUGUACCUCUGGCCCUUCGCGGAUGCCGUGCGCGCAGGCGUUGGUGCUAUCAUGUGCUCCUACAACCAGAUCAACAACAGCUACGGUUGCCAGAACAGUUACACUUUGAACAAGCUGCUGAAGGCCGAGCUCGGCUUCCAGGGAUUCGUUAUGACUGACUGGGGUGCCCACCACAGUGGUGUUGGUGCUGCCUUGGCCGGCUUGGACAUGUCCAUGCCUGGCGACGUCUCGUUCGAUUCUGGUACUGCUUUCUGGGGUACCAACUUGACUAUCGCUGUUCUCAACGGUACCGUCCCGCAGUGGCGCGUCGACGACAUGGCUGUUCGCAUCAUGGCCGCCUACUACAAGGUUGGCCGUGACCGCUUGUAUCAGCCUCCCAGCUUCAGCUCAUGGACUCGUGACGAGUAUGGCUACAAGUAUUUCUAUUCCCAGGAAGGUCCCUACGAGAAGGUCAACCACUUUGUCAACGUGCAGCGCGACCACAGUGAGGUCAUCCGCAAGCUGGGGGCAGACAGCACUGUGUUGCUAAAGAAUAAGAAUGCUUUGCCUCUGACUGGCAAGGAACGCAAAGUUGCUAUCCUGGGUGAAGAUGCGGGCUCCAACGCCUAUGGUGCCAACGGCUGCAGUGACCGUGGUUGUGACAACGGUACUCUCGCUAUGGCUUGGGGUAGUGGUACUGCGGACUUUCCCUACCUUGUGACCCCCGAGCAAGCCAUUCAAGCCGAAGUGCUCAAGAAUAAGGGCAGCGUCUAUGCUAUCACCGACAACUGGGCCCUGAGCCAGGUGGAGACCCUCGCUAAGCAAGCCAGUGUUUCCCUUGUAUUUGUCAAUUCCGACUCCGGAGAGGGCUACAUCUCGGUGGAUGGAAACGAGGGUGACCGCAACAAUCUCACCCUGUGGAAGAAUGGCGACAACCUCAUCAAGACUGCUGCCAACAACUGCAACAACACAAUCGUCGUCAUUCACUCCGUUGGACCUGUUCUGAUUGACGAAUGGUAUGACCACCCGAACGUUACUGCCAUCCUCUGGGCUGGCUUGCCUGGCCAGGAGUCUGGUAACUCCCUGGCUGAUGUGCUUUACGGCCGCGUCAACCCGGGCGCCAAAACUCCCUUCACCUGGGGCAAGACUAGGGCGUCUUACGGGGACUACCUGCUCACUAAACUCAACAACGGUAAUGGAGCACCUCAAGAUGAUUUCUCCGAGGGUGUUUUCAUCGACUACCGCGGUUUUGACAAGCGCAAUGAGACCCCGAUUUACGAAUUCGGACACGGUUUGAGCUAUACCACCUUCAACUACUCCCAGCUUCACGUUCAAGUCUUGAACGCCUCCACGAACCACCAGAUAGCUACCGAGACCGGGGCCGCUCCCACUUUGGGCGAAAUGGGCCAAGCCUCGGACUACUUGUAUCCUGAUGGAUUGACCAGGAUCACCAAGUUUAUCUACCCCUGGCUUAACUCCACGGACCUCAAGGAGUCAUCUGGCGACCCGUACUAUGGUGUGGACACUUCGGAGCACGUGCCCGAGGGUGCCACUGAUAGCUCUCCUCAGCCUGUCCUGCCUGCUGGUGGCGGCUUCGGUGGUAACCCCCGCCUCUACGAUGAGUUGAUCCGUGUCUCGGCAACCAUUAAGAACACUGGUCGUGUUGCCGGUGACGCUGUCCCUCAACUAUACCUUUCCCUCGGUGGUCCCAAUGAGCCCAAGGUGGUGCUCCGCCAAUUCGACCGCAUCACCCUCAACCCUUCCGAGGAGACCGUCUGGACCACUACCCUGACCCGUCGCGAUCUGUCCAACUGGGAUGUUGCGGCCCAGGACUGGGUCAUUACUUCUUACCCCAAGAAGGUCCAUGUUGGUAGCUCUUCGCGUCAGCUACCUCUUCACGCGGUUCUGCCGACUGUGCAAUGAGGAGAGGGUUGUUGUGAAGGCACUGAAGACUGAAGGGCUUCGAGCCUGCUGAUGAUAUAUACCUUUUUUUUACCCUUUUGUGAAUCGUAGAGACUACGAAUUUAAUGCCUGUGAUGCUGUC